Messenger RNA from Trichomycterus rosablanca, 4168 nucleotides. It is a transcript of the gene ccnd1, whose product is annotated as cyclin D1. The record is from RefSeq and is a predicted model, not a curated record. NCBI's taxonomy places the organism in Eukaryota, Metazoa, Chordata, Actinopteri, Siluriformes, Trichomycteridae. Gene Ontology annotation, molecular function: cyclin-dependent protein serine/threonine kinase regulator activity. Gene Ontology annotation, biological process: regulation of cyclin-dependent protein serine/threonine kinase activity; mitotic cell cycle phase transition. The transcript has 5 exons. Gene Ontology annotation, cellular component: cyclin-dependent protein kinase holoenzyme complex; cytoplasm; nucleus. The coding region runs from base 191 to 1069 and encodes 292 amino acids.
CGCUGUAGCUGAGAAAGGGAGUUUAGUCAGGCGGAGCGGCGGCGGCUCAUUUGUUCAGAGACCUGCACGCAGCAAGAGCGGCUUCAUCCGUGCAAACCUCCGAUCCUCCGUCCUGCCGAACCACCAGCGCUUUUUUUCCCUUUUCAACUUUUCUUUCUCUGUGCCAAAGUCCGACUGCAGCACCGAAGCCAUGGAGCACCAGCUGUUUUGCUGCGAGGUGGAUACCAUAAGAAGAGCUUACCACGAUGCCAACUUGUUGAAUGACCGAGUUUUACACACUUUGCUUAAAGCCGAGGAAAACUACCUCCCAUCGUCCAAUUAUUUUAAAUGCGUGCAGAAAGAAAUUGUACCCAAAAUGAGGAAAAUCGUCGCCACAUGGAUGCUAGAGGUGUGCGAAGAACAGAAGUGUGAAGAAGAGGUUUUCCCAUUGGCUAUGAAUUACUUGGACAGAUAUCUGUCUGUCGAACACACUAAAAAGACCCAACUACAGCUGCUGGGAGCCGCCUGCAUGUUCUUGGCCUCCAAAAUGAAGGAAACAGUACCAUUAACAGCCGAGAAGCUAUGUAUAUAUACGGACAACUCCAUCCGGCCCUGCGAAUUAUUGCAAACGGAGCUACUUGUACUAAAUAAGCUAAAGUGGGAUCUAGCAUCGGUUACUCCACAUGACUUCUUUGAACAUUUCCUCACCAAGCUGCCAAUCCAUCAGAGCGCCAAACAGAUACUACGCAAACAUGCACAAACUUUUGUGGCUCUCUGUGCAACAGAUGUCAACUUCAUUGCAAGCCCUCCUUCCAUGAUUGCAGCAGGAAGUGUGGCUGCUGCUGUACAGGGUCUCUACUUAAAGGGUAGUGACAACUCUCUUUCCUCCCAAAACCUCACCAACUUUCUCUCCCAAGUCAUCAGAAGUGACCCCGACUGUCUUCGAUCCUGCCAGGAGCAGAUCGAGUCUCUGCUGGAGUCGAGUCUGAGACAGGCACAGCAGCAAAGCAUCUCCACAGAGAGCAAACGAGUGGAGGAGGAUGUGGACCUCUCAUGCACCCCCACAGACGUCAGGGACAUUAACAUCUGAGGGUGCUGCUGUUUAUCUCUAGAGCGUUUAUUGUUGGGUUAUGGGCUUUGACCAGAGGCUUCAUUGGGACUAAAGGGCGCACAGGCCCCAAGUGGAACCCCUGCCAACACCUUGACCAAUCUUAAUCAGUCCCUCCAAGUGCCCUCGCUGUUGACUCCUUUGUGGCACCCACUGUGGCCUUCAUGAUUGGGCUGUUGCAGGCCAGGACCACCAGAAGAGGACAAGAGAAGGAUGAAAACCCUGAUUGUACAUUGCUACUUUCUUUCAGGCCCUGCUCAUAUUACCUGAAAAAAAGACACAAAAAUGUAUAGGUAAUCUAGGAUUUUUGAAUUGCGACAGCUAUAUUUAUGUAGCUGACUUGUCUGAUCACAGAUGAGGAUAUAGUUGGUAAUUUUAUUUCAAAUGUGUCAACCAUUAUUUGAAAGAGAAGAGGCAUUGUUUUGUAUGUUUUAUCUCUUUCUUUUAGCUAGCAUAACGUCACAUGCUAAGUCACCAUGGCAAUUUUUUUUGCAGUCUAGGCAUGUGUAUGUAUCUCCUUGCUUAUGCGUUUAGUCACUUUAUUCUAUUGUCUAGACUUCUUAAAGCUCUAACAUGUCUCUCUUCUCUUUCAAAAUGGUUCCUGUAACCCUAGUAUAUUUUUGUUGAGCAUGUGUUAUACUAUGUUGUGAUUUAGAGGCCUGUGGAUUGCCAAAGCUGAGGCUUUAACUUAAAAUCAGAAAGAACCAUUGAUUUUUUCCCCCGUCAAAAUUCCUUUUUUGUUUGUUUGUUUCUUUCUUUAUUCUCACUGCCAAUGCCAUCACUGGCACAAUAAGCUUCUUACUUGCUUUCUUUGUUACACUCGCAGUGCAAUCCACAGUCUACUUUCCUUUUAGAUUUAUGUAUUACCUGAAACCAUUCCAUUUAAAAAAAAAACAGCACUUUCGGUCCGUCUUGUAUGGCUGACUUAUGAAAAAAAUCCACAUUUGUAAAACAAAACUGAAAAAUAUGGAAUGGAGUAGGAAUUGAGGACAGGUAUGUUUCCUGUCUGCAGCACGGAGCAGGUCUCUUUAUGGUAUUAUAGGUUAGCGAAAGAGAUGGAAAUGAAACUAAUUCUCAGAUUAGCAGAGGAGCAAUAAUACAGCACCACCACUAUCCUCCUGCCUGAGAUGGACAGAUGCUGGAGAACGUCAAGGUGCAAUCCCGAUAAGAAUCAAAUCUACCACCCUUAAUCUCCACACACCUUUCACGUUCAGGUGCAUUGAUGACACUAAAAUAGCUAUUUGAAAGAUUGAGAACUAUUUAUUUUGCUCUGUUUCCCUCACAAGGCCAGUAUGGAGAGCAAAAACAGGACACGGUGUGCUAGACUUUGAGAAACACCAUAGUUCAGAGCUGACAUACUCGGAUCAGUAUCGAUUGUAAGAGAAAACAAAGUGCUGUAGCCUCUAGAAGAUUUUGCACAAGCUCCUAAGAUGUCUUUACUGAGUUCUCUGUGGAGGGGGACGAGAAAAAUUAAGGGUGGUAGAAGUGGCAAAGGGGUAUCGCCUGGACAUCAGAAAGUAACUGCAGAACUAAGGUGUUUGUACAAUAAGAAAAGAAGAGAACAUGGGAGCACACACUCCUCAUAUUUAGCUGCUAUGGUGGGAUUUUUGGCAAGUAUGAACCUUUCAAAUGAAAAGAAAAUACAAAAAGACAUGCUUUGUUCUCGUCUUGUUUUGCUGCUAUUUUUGGUUUUGUCUAUGUAAAAUGUCAAUAUACUGCCAUAGGUUUUGAAUUUUCUCAUAGAAAAUUAUGAUAUUGACAUCUGUUUCUUUUAGGCUUUUUUAUGUGAUCAGUUUUUAUUAAUGUGAUUUCUGCUCUAUUCCAAAAAAGAGGAAAAAAGAUUGAAAAAUAGAGAAAUAUUCCUGUCUUACCCACAAUACCUCAACCAGUCAUGAUUUAGCGAUGAUUUUAUUUUAUUUUCUCAAAUCUGUCUUUUGUUUGACUUUGAUAUUCAGUGUCUGCUAGUCCUGUUAAUGGAUGUGCAUUACGAAAUUUCCUUCUGGGUCCUGAUAUAAGCAAGUAGAGAGCACAUUAAAUGAAAUUGAUGCCAUGAACAGCUUGAUUAUAUAACUCAUUGAGUUUUUACCUGUUUCGUUGAGAGACUGUAUGCCCCCUCCUCUUUAAGGCCAUUUUGGCCUAGACUAAGUGUAUUUAUAAAGCUGUUCAAAUUGAAGCAGGUAUGAUGAGUUUGUGAUUUAAAGUGAGCCAGAGUGUUAUAUGGAUUCGACACAGCUCCCAUGCUAAUGUAUCUUGUUUGCAACAUGAAAGGCUUGGCGUGUUUCCAUCGCAUGUCAUUAUCACAAUAAAUUGCAAGUAGAUACAAUCACUAGCCUAUCUUUUCUUCUUUAUAUCAUAUUCAUAUGACAUUUGAAAUUGUGCAACUGUCCUAAGUUGCAAGUGCUAUUUUAUACUUUUUAUACUUCCAAUUAUAUCAGAUUUAGAGCUGACCCUAAUUCUCCUACCCCUUUUUAGCCAUAGAUAUGGUGCUGCUAUACAUCCUGCAUUUUGACUGGAGAUGGUGAUUUCUUAUAAAGAUCCAGCUUUGAGCUGUACAAUAAGCUACUGGCUAAUCCAGGACCCAGGGGGACAAAACCACACAAUAUCCUCUGUUUAGUAUCAGGAAUGUUUGUUACCUCAAGACAAAAAAAAAAGGUUAAUUGUCUAACAAGGCAUUUGUCAUGCGAAAAAAAGAGAAAAAGAAGAAGAGACAAGACAGUGUGGAGGUUUUCACCCGUUGUUUUCUAUUGAAUGUGCAAAGAGAGAUAUUGACUCGGAGAACGGAGAAGUCAUUGCAUCCUCCCAUCCCCACACCCUAAAAAGCUUGGCUUUGUGUCUUGAUUCUGGUGUAAAUGAGGGCAGUUGCUCUUAGUCUUUUAGUCUUGAAUGGUGUUUAUUACAGACGGGUCACAGGUCAACCAAGGACAUUCUAGUACAUAUGUUGAUGACCCAGAAAUAAAAUGUCACUUCAUGUGUAUUUUUUUUUCCAUUUUAUUUCAACCAGAUGCUGGUCCGAAAUGCUCAAUCUUUAUCUGGAGACCCAUUCUAGACAUGAUGUUAACUAGAAUAAAAGUUAAGCUUGAA